Messenger RNA from Vicia faba (fava bean), 1083 nucleotides. The record is from the annotation of a GenBank genome assembly. Lineage: Eukaryota; Viridiplantae; Streptophyta; Magnoliopsida; Fabales; Fabaceae.
AUGGCGAAAUACGGCGAGGGCGAUAAACGGUGGAUCGUGGAAGAAAGACCCGACGGCACAAACGUCCACAACUGGCACUGGUCCGAAACCAACUGUCUAGAAUGGUCCAGAACCUUCUUCACCAACCUCCUCUCAAAUCUUGUUAUUCUCAAUGGCGAAGGUAACCUCUUCAUCAAAACCACCACGCUCCGCAACCUCGACGGCGAAGCCUACAUCAACAUUCGUAAGGGGAAGAUCAUCCCCGGCUACGAGGUGAAUCUCACUGUUUCAUGGGAAGGUGAAGCGAAAGACACCGAAGGUAAUUCCUUGAUGAAAGUUAACGGUACUGUUGAAAUCCCUUAUAUCUCCGAUGAGAACGCGGAUGAGGAUCCUGAUAUUAGGGUUACGGUUGAAGAUGAGGGACCGAUUGGGAAGAGGAUUAAGGAUGCGAUGUUUUUGAAGGGGAAGGGGUUGAUUUUGGAAAAGGUUAGGGUUUGGGUUCAGAGUAUGGCGAAAGGUGGUCCUGUUAAAGAGGAGUUGGAUACUAAGAAGCCUUUGCCGCAGCCGCUGAAGCAGAAUCAGAAUCAGAAUCAUGCUCCGGUUGCAACGGCGACAGCUGCCAAGACUGCGAAGAGUGAUUCUGUUAAGAAGGAGGGUGUGGUGGAGAAGAAGGAGGGUAAGAAAGGACGGAAGAAUAUUGUGUUGACGGAGAAGUUUAGUUGUAGGGCGAAGGAUUUGUAUGAGAUAUUGAUGGAUGAGAAUAGGUGGAAGGGCUUUACUCAGAGUAAUGCGAGGAUUAGUAAAGAGGUUGGUGGUGAGUUCAGUAUUUUUGAUGGGUCUGUUACUGGAAGUAAUUUGGAGUUGCAAGAAGCUAAGUUGAUUGUGCAGAGAUGGAGAUUCGGGAGCUGGGCUGAUGGUGUUCAAUCGCAGGUGAAACUUGUUUUCGAGGAACCUGAACCAGGGGUUACUGUUGUUAAGCUGACACAUACUGAUGUACCUGAGGAAGAUAGGUAUGGCAAUGCUACUGUGGUGGAGAACACUGAAAGGGGAUGGCGGGAACUUAUUUUCCAAAGGAUACGUGCUGUUUUUGGUUUUGGAAUUUAA